Oreochromis aureus is the source of this 2433-nucleotide messenger RNA. RefSeq names its product zinc finger protein 664-like. The transcript has 3 exons. The record is from RefSeq and is a predicted model, not a curated record. Lineage: Eukaryota; Metazoa; Chordata; Actinopteri; Cichliformes; Cichlidae. Bases 211 to 1653 code for a protein of 480 amino acids.
AGAAGAAGAAGUAGAGCGGAAAUGACGUCACUCAAACUCCACAACAAUAGUCUUCAAACCAGUGGUUUGAGAGUUUGUCAAGGUAGAAAUCUGCUCGGAGGUUAGGAAACAAUCGCCCAGGAUGAGAUCAACCAUCAGCGCAGACUAAAUUCAAGCAGCAGCUCAUCACAUAAGUGCGUCCCUUUGAUUUAAACGACUUCUCAAAACAGAAUGAAGAGUAAGGAUGAGGAGGUUCUCACAGACCAACAGGUCUGUAACAAGGAGAGGAGCUCCAGUCUGAAGCAGGAGGACCCAGAGCCUCCUCAGAUUAAAGAGGAACAGGAGGUUGAACACAUCAUCGUCUGGACCGGGCAGGAGACGCUCAGACUGCUUGAUACCAUCUGGAAACCUGAAAUAAAGAUACAAAGCAAAGACAUUUCAGAUCAAAAGAUCUGUAAGGAGGAAGAGGUUCCUGCAGACCAACAGGUCUGUAACCAUGAAAGGAUCUCCAGUCUGGAUCAGGAGGAUCGAAAGCCUCCAGAAUUUAAAGAGGACCAGGAGAAACCCUGCACCAGUCAGGAGGGAGAGCAGCUUCUUCUAAAGGACACUAAUAAAUUUAUGGUGACUUCAACUUAUGAGGAACCUGAACCAAGCAGUGACCUCCUUUCUAACAACUGUCCUCAGCCAGAGUGGAGCCAAGACCAGGAAGAAAGUGAGAGUGUGCACUCAGGAUCAACUACAAAUGCAAACACAAUGAGGAAAAAUCAGAGAAAGAAAAGUGGAGUAGAGAGCCAGCUCAGAUCAGAUAGUCAGUGUAACCCUGACACAAGUAGAAAGUCUGUAAAAUGUGAGAUUUGUGGAAAAACUUUUCAGUGUAAAUACAAACUAACUGAACAUCUAAGAGUUCACACAGGUGAGAAACCUUAUUCUUGUAGCACCUGUGGGAAAGGAUUAAUUCAGAUGAACAUCUUAAAAACUCACAUGAGAAUCCACACAGGUGAGAAGCCAUAUUCUUGUAGCCUGUGUGGAAAAAAAUUCUGUUACAAACCAGGACUGGAAACUCACAUGAGAACUCAUACAGGUGAGAAACCAUGUUCUUGUAGCGCCUGUGGGAAAAGCUUUCGUCACUCAUCAGCAUUAACAGUGCACAUGAGAAUCCACACAGGUGGCAAACCUUAUUUGUGUGGCACAUGUGGAAAAGGAUUCAGUGAGAUGUACCACUUAAAAAGUCACAUGAGAAUCCACACAGGUGAGAAACCAUAUUCUUGUAGCGCCUGUGGGAAAAGCUUUCGUCACUCGUCAGCAUUCAGAGUUCACAUGAGAAUCCACACAGGUGAGAAACCAUAUUCUUGUAGCGCCUGUGGGAAAAGCUUUAGAGUUGCCUCAUCAUUCGGCGUUCACAUGAGAAGCCACACAGGUGAGAAACCUUAUUGCUGUAGCACAUGUGGGAAAGGAUUCAGUCAGAUGAGGAGCUUAAAAAUUCACAUGAGAAUCCACACAGGUGAGAAGCCAUAUUCUUGUAGCAGCUGUGGAAAAGAAUUCACUAAUAUGGCGAGGUUGAAAACUCACAUGAGAAACCACACAGGCGAGAAGCCACACUUGUGUAACACAUGUGGUAAAACAUUUAGUCAGAUGGCAAACUUGAAAAGGCACAUGAGAAUUCACAGUGUAUGAAAGUGUCAGAGAUGGGGGGAAAGAGUUCACAUGGAGCAGAGUUCAUAGCAAUGCUUCUCUGCAACACGUGAGGGAAAAGAUGAGGUUAAUUUGGUAUUUUAUGUCCAUAACAGUAACAACUGUUUGUUACAUUAAUUCGCUUGUUCCUAUGACGCAUGUUUUUCUUGUUACAGAUAACUGUACAUAUAACAUAACAUAUAACAUGUAUAUAUUAAUUGUAGAUUGGUUAAAAAAAUUAUUAACUACAAUCAGCUUUUUUUUUUUUUUUUUUUUUUACAAAAAAACAUGAUUUAUUUAUUUAUUUUUUUUUAUUGCAAACAUUUAAUUCAUCAGUCAUUCUGGUUUUCCUACAAAGGAUUUGAAGUCAUGCAAGUAAUACCUAAGACCAAAAAUCUGACUUGGUAUCUGACACUGCUUUAUAUAAAUUGAGAAACAAUUUAUUUAAACUCAGAUUUUACAAUGGAAUUUCUCACCCAGUGUGCUUGAAUUUGGGUUUUAUUAAAGAAAAUCUGUUGUAGUCCCAGUACCAUGUUCAAAUUCUUGGGCAAAUCAAAUAAUUUCAAUUGUAUUGUGAGAAAUGUUAAUUUGGGGGCUAUUUUAUAUUCUCGUUUUCACAUGUUCUCUGAUGCAAAUGUAUGUUGACACGUGUGACUUCAUCCUUCAAGAACUGACACUCACCAUGUUGUCUAAUGGAUGUAAAAAUUUUGCCUGUGUUGUUGCCACUUUGGGAGAAGAUGUGCAAAAUAAUUCAGCAAAUUAAAGCAUCAGCUUGUUCCAUCA